AUGUCAAUCCAACGCUAUGACAUCACUGUUGUUGAUAAUGUACAUUACUUCAAGUAUGCAUCAGUAACACCAACUCCAGUCGCCACACCCCCGAGGCCCGUCUUUACGCUACAACCUCAAAAUGUUUACAUAGUGAAAAGCAAACCCGCAAGAAUAGAAUGCCGUGCCCAGCCGACAUCAAGUAUAAAUAUUAGGUGUAAUGAGGAGUUUGUACCACUACCUGAUAUAAUACAUCUUACGACGUUUGAAGAAUCUUCCCGACAAAUUCGACAUGUUGCUUAUGAAAUAAGUAAAGAAGCAGUUGAUGCUCAUUUUGGAGAAUAUUCAUGCCAGUGUACAGCAUUAGGUCAUGGUAAUAUUGAAGAAGAUAGCAAAAAAGCUGUAAUUCAGGUGGCCUAUUUACGUAGACAGUUCGAGCAAGAGCCCCUUGGAAUUUCAUUGCCAGUAGAAACGGGGACAGAACUGUUAUGCAGACCACCUCUCGGAGUUCCUGAACCUAAUGUUUACUGGGAGAAAGAUGGUCAGCAGGUCGAUCUCAGCGAAGCCCACUAUAUCUUGCGUUCUGAAGGUCACCUUAUUAUCAAUCAUGCUGCGGUAGAAAACACCGGCAACUACACAUGCGUUGCUGAGAAUGUUGUAACUAAGCGAAAAAGCGAAAUUGCAGAAGUUAUCGUUUUCGUGGAUGGAGGAUGGACCGACUGGUCCCAAUGGAGUGAGUGCAAAAGCAACUGUGACGCUGGGGUGAAACAGCGAACAAGAUCGUGUACGAACCCAAAACCUGUGAAUUCGGGCAAGAAAUGCGUAGGUCAAGAUAUCGAGACUCAGACAUGCACCUCAUCGUGCUCAGUUAAUGGGAUGUGGAGUGCCUGGUCUGUUUGGUCAUCUUGCAACACACUUUGUAAACGUAUGCGAACAAGAAGUUGUUCAAACCCCGCACCUGCGUUUGGUGGCGCAGGAUGCGAUGGUCCCACAGAUGAAACGAGCAAUUGCUUUGGCGAUUUCUGUCAAGUAUCGCCUGGACAGACUGUUAGGGACCAAGAUGGGUCAGAUACCAGUCCAGACUCAAGUCCAAUUCCUGGAUUCCCAAAUCAAAAUCAACUAGGAGAUUCAUCUGAACGCCCUUCUGGUAAUGCAAACACAAUAGCGCUGUUUGUUGGCAUCGGUCUCACCGUUCUGGUCUGCAUACUUGUCAGCGUUUUUGUCAUCUCCUACUUUGCAACAAAGCGCAAGAAAUUGCGUGGACGACACUGUCAGGAGAUAUCUGAUGAGACAAGAUUAGCCAUGUUGACUAUGCAACCCGAUUUAACACAGUCUUCCCAUCCAAUACAAACACAAGCUGUUCUAAUGGCCUCCAAUCCGGAGAAAAUACAAAUGACGACAUCUCCGCUAAACCUAUCGGACGGAUCAAUGACGUACUGUCCAGAACUGAAGCAGGUUUCACCCGAAGGAAUGCGAUACAACGUUCCAUAUGAGGUCCUUCAAAACGGUAAUGGAUUUGCCAAUGGGUACUCCAACGGACAUGCCAUGAGUCGCGAGCACCUAAAACUUAACCUUCCCCUGGCUUCGUCUCGCAAAUGUAGUUGUGAACUUUACUCCCCGACUCAUAGGUCAGGUCGUUUCACACCUGUAACCCAUGUCUGUUUACCUUACCAGAAAUCAGACCAAUCAGACUGUUGCUCUGAUAGAUGUUUGUCUAAUAAAGAACCGAUGUAUGCUGAGCCUAUCUUGCCAAGCCUCACCAAUAGUGAUUCUAUGCCUUCAGAGAAAAGCUUCUCAUCCAGAGGAAGUGAUCAACUCAGGCCGUAUGAUUCGGAUACUGUAGCAACCUCAGUACUUAGCUCUGGCUUGCCUGCGCACAUCGACACAACUUGUGUGGCCUGGGGUACGAUUGGUUCACGCGGAGGUAGACUAAGUGUCCCAAACGCAGGAAUCAGCGUAUUUGUUCCAGAGGGAGCUGUACCAAAGGGUUACUCGGAAGAACUUUAUAUUACGUAUAAUAGGGAAACAACAGACAAACCCAAGCUCAACAGUAAACAAACAAUGCUGACCCCCAUUAUUAUCGCCGGGCCGGUCAAUAUGACUUUGGUUAAACCCAUGAUUCUAACCUCAUCUCAUUGUGCGGCACAGAUAAAUAGUGACUGGAAAUACUCCAUUUAUUAUUGCAAGGGGCAAUCAAGGACAAAUAGAACAUGGGAGAAAAUAGCAACGAUUGGUGAGGAGACGAUCAAUACAAGUGUAUACUGCCAGCUAAAUCAUGAUACGUGUUCAUUGGUUGUGGACCACCUAGGCUGGUACUGUUUAGUAGGUGAACCGAAUCCUGAUAGACACCCUUUGAAGCUCUUACAGUUAGCUGCAUUUGCACCCUGUCUAAGCACGGCAAUUGACUAUAACAUUCGUAUUUAUGUCAUUGAUAACACCCCAGAUGCAUUGGAGAGUGUUUUACAGACAGAGCAAAAGCAAGGAGGCGUGUUACUCCAGAAACCUCAAACAUUGCAGUUUCGGUAUUCUGGUACCAACCUGUGUCUAAGCAUUGAAGAAAUAAUGACAGGUUGGCGAAGCAAACUUGCUGCUAAUUAUCAGGAAAUUCCAUUUUGCCAUAUCUGGAGCGGAGCAUCUAGCACAUUGCAUUGUUCAUUCCUACUGGAGAGGACAGAAGCAUCCGUUGGAAUGGUGCAUUGUAGGAUAGAGGUGUCACAGGGAAUCGACAGCAAUACACAGUCACUUCAAAUUACAAGGACAGCUGAUGAAAUGGAAUUAGAACAAAAGUCAUUACUUUGUUCUGAGCAUGAAUCAAGUACCAGCAGUAGUUCAAUGAUGGAACCACCUAACAAGGCAUUCAGAAUCUGCAGGCCUUACAGGUUAGAGCUUUGCGAAGUGUUAGAUCCACCGAAAACCAGAGGCAAUGACUGGCGGUUGUUAGCAGUGAAACUAGGUGUUGACAGGUACACCAACUAUUUUGCAGUCAGACCUAGCCCCACAGACUUGAUCCUAGAUUUAUGGGAAGCAUUGCAUCGAGAAGAGGGUGCCCUCAUGGAUUUACUUGGCGUAUUUCAAGAGAUGGGACGACCUGAUGCAGUCGCUGUCAUUGAGAAGCAACUAACAUCAUGGUUAUAAGAUAUACAAUAACAAAGAUGCUAAAUAAACUGUAUACAGACAGUAACACAGUUGUGUAAUGAACUAUAUCAAGUUUUUAAUACAGAAAAAUAAAAUAUGUUUAUAGAUGGACAUUCCUUAUCGGGUAUUGUUAUUGAAUGAAAAGACGUUAUUGAAAAAAAGACAAAUAAUGUUGCGUGAUGCUUUUUCUAUCUUUUAUCCUUUACUACACCCAUCGAUGAUAGUGUGUGCAUAUAUUUCUCGGAAUUAUUUCGUCAGUUGACACCUGGGAAGUGCUUAUUCUGCCACCUGCAUGGGUCGUUCAGUUCAACGUGUCUUCGCGAACAUUGGGUAAUCAACUGCGCAUCAUGAAAUCAGAUGAUUUUACAAAUUAUAUAUAAAAUAAUGUUGUCUGAUUUACAAGUGUUACAAAUACCAUUGAGUUUUAUAUUGUUUUAUUGAAAUUUUAUUGAAUAAUUUUACAUGUUCUCUAAUGUAGCAGAUUAUGAAUUUGUAACAGUAUUGUCAAAAAAUACUGUUAGAAUAUCACUGUAUUUGUAUUAUAAUAAGAUGAUUUGGUUUUUUUUAAGUAGUAUUUUUCAGAUGUUGUAUGUCUUUCAGUUAAUUUCUUGUAUAUUAUCACUUUUUAAAAAUUUUGUUUUAUAUUAUAAUUAAAUUUUGUUUGUAUUCUAAUUCUAAUGAUGCCAAACAAUUAAUAACUUUUACAAUACUGAAGAUACUACUAUUGUACAAGUACCUAGAAGCAGACAUUAAAAUCUAGGUCAAAGGUAUAUAAAGUUUUGUUGUUUUUCUAAACAAUUUUAUUUUGAAGUAAAUGAUUCAUAAAAGUUUUUGAAGAAAGUUUUUGGUUGAGUGAUAAUCAACAUCAAUAUAUUCUUUCAACCAAAGAAACUACUAAUUCCAAUAAUAUAUUUUGGUCUAUGAUGAUGAUGGUUGUAAAAAGAAUUCUAAAUCAUAUAUUAGAACAUAUAUGAAAUUAAAGUUGAAUUAGAGUGAUUGAAGAUUUUAUUUGCAAUUUCAUGAACUAUAUACAAUUUUUGAAGGUCACUUUUUAUUAAGAUUGUUUAGUCUUGUUAAGUAUGCAUUGUCGCUACUGUAAUAUUAGUUAGAUUCUUGUCAUAACAGUACGAUACAAGGAGGCUUCGCUUUCAUGAUUAUUGAGGCAACCAGCUGUCUCCUACAUAUCCUUUCGUGUGUCUUUAACGAAGUCAGAGUGAUUAACUAAUGAUUGUUUAAGAUGCGCACACCAGCACGUUUUAAGAUGCAAAGUGUAAUUAGAAUGCAGAGACACAUGUGCUAACACGGCUAAUACCGAGAUGAAUCAAAUAGUUGUAUUUACGUAUGUUAUCUGGGCCUCGGGGGUCUCGGGGGCAGACGAACUUACAUGGAUGCAUUCAAAACAUCUAUUAAUGUACGCUAAACAUUUUUAUUACAGUGUCAAUUUAAGUACACAUUUACUCUGGCUUUGGGGAAUUUGCUUAGAAAUAUUAUAGCAGAGAUCAUAAGUUGAGGAAAAUAUGGCAAAUAAUUUUGACGAUAAGCCUGAUUUAUGUGUUGUUACUCAAAUUACAUUUGAUUAUAUUAACAUCUCUUUCCAAGUUUUCUUCCAUUUUUUUCCCAAUUAGUGUAGCACAUAAUCAGUGUAAAAACUGCAGCGAUGCAAUAUUAUAAAGAGAAAAAAAAUAUAAUUUGCCCGAGGCUCUACUGUUAGCAAGAGGGAUAAUACAAAAGUUAUAUAUUGACUGUAUCAUUUAUUUUGAUUAUUAAAUCUGAGCUAGCCUGUUGUUAUUAUUAUAGGUGAGACACCAACAAAUAGAUUACUGUAUGAAUUAACCUUGAACUCUCUAUAGAUUGUAUCUAUUUCCAUUUUAUGUUCUACCCUGUUUAUGAAUAAUAAUAUAAAAAAGCAUUUUUUUCAUUAGGAAUAAUGAAACUGGUGCCAACUAUUGUGUAAUUAUAUUUGGAUCGAAAAUAAUUUAUAUAACAUGUUUUAUUCUGGAAAUUUUCAGCGAUAAAUAAGAUAACACAGUAGUACCAACUUCUGAUAUGGUGUCUUGCUUACUGUAAUUAAUUUGUAAUUGCAAAUGCAUUUGUAAUAAUUAUUAGUUUUGUUACGGUUGUUUCUUUGACUGUCUUCGUCACAAAAACAACUAGGUGGUUAUGUGUCUUGGUGACACUGUUUUUACUUAUUCUAAACAUAUCACAUGAGUCAGUCUGUAUGACACGGUUUGUUUUACGUGCAUUAUAUAACAAUGUACGGACAUGAAUGUAGAACCUAUCAUAUAUAUUCAUGUUUGUCCCAAUGAUUUCAUAGAUUUUGAUCUUCUUUUUAGACUUAUAUUUUUGAGAUUAUUAUAAAAUUUCAACCUGCACUAGUAAUGUGUUGCCUACUUU
This is a messenger RNA of Anneissia japonica, 5508 nucleotides long. Its product is annotated as netrin receptor UNC5B-b-like. Lineage: Eukaryota; Metazoa; Echinodermata; Crinoidea; Comatulida; Comatulidae. The transcript has 15 exons. Gene Ontology annotation, cellular component: membrane. The record is from RefSeq and is a predicted model, not a curated record. Gene Ontology annotation, molecular function: protein binding; netrin receptor activity. The coding region runs from base 1 to 3114 and encodes 1037 amino acids. Gene Ontology annotation, biological process: netrin-activated signaling pathway.